CGCGCUAUUUGUAAUAACAAAUAGUUGCUGUUGAGCGUUCGAGCGCUGCAGACGCGCUGUUUGUCGGUUUCGCUGCGGAAAAAGCUUUUUUGUUGUUCGUCGAGUUUGAGUCUAGUGUGAGUGCAAGUUUAGCGCAUUGUUUGUGGGCCAGCAACAUGUUGAAUUAGUGCUAAUUGGCAAUCAGCCAGUGGCAACAGCAGCAGCAGCAGCAACAACAACAACAAUAUCUUUAUCUUGCAAAUAACAGAGGGAAGAAGUGGAAACAUUGGCAGACUGCAAUGCUGACACGAGCCGAUAACUGCAACGAGCCCAGUGACUGUAACAAGACGGGGCUUACACACAAAGAAGCCAAAAACAAGAGCAACAACAAUAACAACAACAGCAACAAAGAGGGCUUAUUGCUGCAACCAAUCGAUGAGCAUUACGUCUGCGACAUUGCGAUGAUGAGAAUCGCCGAAGAGGUUAAUCACAUGGCAAACAAUGCGCUGCCAAACACAGAUCCAACUUCCAUGGAUCAUCCGAUCAUGAAUCAUAAGGAAAACGAGCUGGAAUUGGAUCGCCAGGAGGAGGAGCAGGCCAUCAGUGAACUGGUGCGCUCCUCCAGCGCGGAGGCAUUAAUGGAACCGGGCAGCAACAACAGCGGCAGCAUGCGUGUUAUCUUUGGCAUCCUGGUGCGUCUGGUGCUUCCGCUGGCGAACGGUGUGGCACGUGGCAUCAAAGGCAUUCGAGAUGUGCGCGUGUUGCGUGUGCUGCAGACUUUGGGCUCAAGUCGUCAGGCACUGACCAAUUUGGUGGCAUUUGCUGCCAAUACCAUAUCGCUGAAUCUUUCCUGCGUGCAGGUUUCCAAUCGUCUGGGGCCUUUGCUCAAUUUGCUUAAAUUGCGCAAAUCCCAAGAUGGCUUGGAAAGUCUGCCCGAUACGCUGACGACAAUAAGUACACCGACCACACCCAUAACGCCCACAAUGCCCACAACACCUGGCACACCGUUGCAGGGUCCGCCCGUCUACAGCAUCUGCAGCUCACCCUCCUCCGCCUGCUGCACUCUCAACAUUCUUGCCGAGCCGCCAGCGGGCACACCAAUCCGAGCGGACAUUGUGCUGAUACACGGUCUCCAUGGUUCGCUGGUGAACACCUGGAAGCAGGGACUCUGGCAGAACGAACGCCGUCCCGUGGAGUUCGAUCGUCCGCCUCGACCACCAGUGCGUCCUCCAAAGCGUCCACGUCAUUCUCGCAGUGCGGCGAUUCAUCCGGCGCCGCGGGAGAAACGCGCCAAGUUUACCACCGGCAAACGGAUGUUGGAGGUGUCUGCCGAGGAAGUCGGCGCUGGCUGGCAGCAGGCACAGCUUCAAACAGCCAUGGAUGCACAGCCUUAUUGCCUCAGUGCUUCCGAUGAUGACAGUGCCGAAGACUUUGCCUAUGUCUGUGGUGAGCCGGAGGAUAUUCAGAUUUGCGAGGGAAUCGAGUAUAGUUUCCCCACAUUCCGUCUGCGCAUGCACGACAACAACCGACAGUUGCAGGCUGAGCUGGAGUCAAUGUUGCAGGCCGAGGACAAUGAUAGCUCCAAUGCGGAGACGCCCCGAAAGUCAGCUGGCAAAAAAAACAAGCCAUCUCCAAAUGAUCCCAACUACUCCAAGUGCUGGCCCGGUGACUGGUUGCCCUUGGACUGUCCAGGUGUUCGAGUGAUUGCCGUGAACUACACAACUGAUCAGUAUCUUUGGCGUCCGCUGUGGAAGAACAAGGAACCCCGCUCCAGUCUCAUCCAGCGCUCACGGGAAAUGGCCGAGCUGCUGAUUCAGCAACGUGUUGGCCAUGGUCAUCCCAUCAUCUAUGUGGGCCACUCCAAGGGCGGCCUGUUCAUCAAGCAGCUAAUUGUCGAUGCCUGGGAAUGCGGUCGUCCAGCCAUGAGGCCACUUUGGCGCUCGGCUCGCGGUUGUUUCUUCUACUCGGUGCCGCAUCGUGGCUCCCAUUUGGCCUCCAUCAAGGCGCCGCUUUUGUCGCGUUCCGUCGAGCUGCUGGAGAUAGAAAAGAACAAUAAGUAUUUGCUGGAUUUGCAUCGACGCUUUGCGGCGCUUUAUCAUUUGGGCCAUCUGAAGAUCGAGGUCUUUAGCUUUGUGGAGACAGCUCUCACAUUGAUGUCGGUGCUCUAUCUGCGCAUUGUGGGCGUGGAUUCGGCAGAUCCUGGUUUUGGUGACGUCUGCGGCAUUCGACUGGAUCAUCGAGAGAUCUGCAAGCCACGGAGUCGAGAUUGUAUACUGUACAAGGAGCUAGUGAAGAUGAUUAAGAAGGUAUGCUGAGCUGUUUGUGUCACGUCAAUUACUGGACCUCAUUAAAUGGAAUCGAUAUGUGAAUAAGCUAGCAACUGAAAGUUGCACCGAUAAUUAUGCGUACCUAACUAUGAAAUAUUUUCAAUUUGUUCUUCAUUAUUAUCAUUUGUUUGUUAAGGUGCAUAGCAUAUAACUAUGUUGUAGAAUGUUCAUAAAAAUAGAUUAACAAUUCAGCUUUGUUCAUUUUAUGAUACAAACUCUCAUACACUCAGAAAGAUGCGUUUAAGCAUGCCAUUUAGUUAUUAAUUGAACAAAUAUAUUUAGAUUUUGAUAUUAAUAAUAAUAAUUAAAUACUUUACGAUUUUCAAUUGUGAUCAUUAUUUCAGUUAAUUGUAAUGUGAUCAUUUGUAAUACAGUUAUACACAGUAUAUAAGCAUAAAUAGUAUAUAGUUAUAACACGGACAUAUUUGUAUGAACACCGCUGUUAAAUGUUACCAGCGAAUGCAACUGAUUUGGGAAUUUACAUGAUAUUACAAGAUAUUGAAUUUACCCAUAACAUAUUUUAUACCAACCUGUAAAGUACUGAAAGUUACUAAAGAUGACAAAAUAAACAAUAAAUACUUACAAUCAUAUAUACAUAUGUAUAUAAAGAACA
Molecule: messenger RNA, 2919 nt
Organism: Drosophila innubila
Lineage: Eukaryota; Metazoa; Arthropoda; Insecta; Diptera; Drosophilidae
Exons: 7
Coding region: 279-2294 (671 amino acids)
Source: RefSeq, a predicted model, not a curated record